GGAAAGAUGCCCGCCUCGCAAACUGGAUUUGGCAACUUCUUCCUGGAGAGGAGCGUCGGCAUGGCGGCUGGAUACCAGAUCCCGGUGCUGGGGUGCCCGCCGGGCGUGCACACCCCGCAGCAGCAGCAGCAGCAGCAGCAGCAGCAUCUGGCAGCGAUGGCAGCUGGAGUUCCCAUAACAUACUCAGGACUACAGGGGUACAACUUCAUCCCGUAUCCGCCCCACAGGCACAUCGCACACAUGAACAGCGCCUUCGAGCUGAAGGCCACGUCUCCUUACCACCACGCGCUGCUGGCGCGCGCCGCUCCUUUCUACCCCGCGUACCGCCCGGGGGUGGUCGAGGACCCGGUCAGGGUGGCCAAGGUGGCCACGCGGGAGAGCACCGGCGCGCUGAAGGCCUGGCUGAACGAGCACCUGAAGAACCCGUACCCCACCAAGGGGGAGAAGAUCAUGCUCGCCAUCAUCACCAAGAUGAGCCUCACGCAGGUCUCCACCUGGUUCGCCAACGCGCGGCGGCGCCUGAAGAAGGAGAACCGGGUCAGCUGGGCCACCAGGGGGAAGUCGGACGAGGAGGACGACGAGCAGGAGGCGGACAGCGACGAGGAGGACGCCGCUUUGCAGAAAUGUCGCUUGGACGAUGAGGAGGAAGAGGAGGAGGAGGCUGCGCGCGAGCGCGCAGCGGCCGCCGCGGAGGACCCCGCAGCUGCGGACCGGGCGCAGCAGCCGGGCGGCCAGCGGGAAGGCAGACCCCCGGGACUGGUGAAGCAGGUGGACAGCAGUGACUCUGAGCUCAAGCCGUCCGCUCUGGAGAGCAAAGAGGAGCCCAGCAGCCACAAACCCAAAAUCUGGUCUCUGGCCGAAACCGCCACCUCGGAGACCGUGAAGAAACCCGCGGACAGUAUUUACCACCCGGCCGGCAGGCUGUGGGCAGAGUGGGCCUCCAGGCACGGACUGGUCGUUCCGUCCUGCUACACCACGCACGAGCUCGUCUGAACACGGACGGAAAACUUUUCUCCCUCCUUCCACACAUUUUGCACUUUAAACUUUGCAGACUCUCAGGGACCUCCUGAAGUUUGACACGGAGUUCAACGGAGACCAAAGAAGAAAACACGCCGCGUUCCCUGUAAAUAAAUCUAGAUGUAUUUUUGGUCCAACAAGCUGUAAAUUAUGUUUCCUUGUCAGUUCUUGAAAGAAAUAUUUUUGCCUA
Molecule: messenger RNA, 1207 nt
Organism: Salarias fasciatus (jewelled blenny)
Lineage: Eukaryota; Metazoa; Chordata; Actinopteri; Blenniiformes; Blenniidae
Gene: irx7
Product: iroquois homeobox 7
Exons: 2
Coding region: 7-993 (328 amino acids)
Biological process (GO): cell development; regulation of transcription by RNA polymerase II; neuron differentiation
Cellular component (GO): nucleus
Molecular function (GO): DNA-binding transcription factor activity, RNA polymerase II-specific; RNA polymerase II cis-regulatory region sequence-specific DNA binding
Source: RefSeq, a predicted model, not a curated record